This is a messenger RNA of Rhodamnia argentea, 1870 nucleotides long. RefSeq names its product cytochrome b561 and DOMON domain-containing protein At5g47530. The record is from RefSeq and is a predicted model, not a curated record. The transcript has 3 exons. The coding region runs from base 364 to 1572 and encodes 402 amino acids. Lineage: Eukaryota; Viridiplantae; Streptophyta; Magnoliopsida; Myrtales; Myrtaceae.
UCUGUUUUCAUAAGAAGUUUGGGCAGGGGAAGGGCUUGAGAAGAAACAGAGUAGGAAGGUGGUUGGUCGUGGAGGAGGAGUUCCAAGAUUGGAUUUUCAACGAGUCUUCCACAUGAAAACCCCCAUAAAUCUUUAAAAAAUUACAGUAGGGAGAACCGCCAACCACUCCCUCCGCCCGCUUUUUCAAGUUGGAAACAUUCAUCAAACAGACCACCCAACAACCUACCCCCCCCAAACCUUCUCCUUAUAAUAACCUUCCCUCCUCGUCAAUCUGGUUUCAUCCCCAUUGCACUUUGCACUUAGCUCCACCGGAGAAAGAAAACCAGCACGAACCCAAGAAGAAGACCCGCGAUCUGACCAGCCAUGGAUAGGUCUUUCAAGCAGCAGCAGCUUCUGGCUUGCGCCGCCCUGGUCAUGUCCAUGGUGGUGCUGUCCUCUGCUCAGACGUGCUCCAACUACGCCUUCUCUGGGAACAAGGUGUUCAGCUCCUGCACCGAUCUGCCUUACCUGAACUCGUUUCUCCACUGGACUUACGACUCGUCGGCCAACACGGCCCAGAUAGCCUACCGGCACGCCUCCGUGGCCGCGUCCACGUGGGUGGCUUGGGCCAUCAACCCGACCUCGACCGGCAUGGUCGGGGCCCAGUCGCUCGUGGCUUACCGGCAGUCGAACGGGACCAUGAGGGCCUACACGUCUCCGAUCAGCGGGUACCAGACCCAGUUGACGGAGGGGGAUCUGAGCUUUAACGUAUCUGGCCUCUCCGCGACUUAUGCGAGCAAUGAGAUCAUCAUCUUCGCCACCAUAAAACCCCCGAGCAAUGGCUCGGUGAACCAGGUUUGGCAAGAUGGACCGCUCUCCGGCGGGUCCCCGAGCGUACAUGCCACUACCGGCGCUAAUCUUCAGUCCAAGGGGACUCUGAAUUUUGCCUCUGGUCAGGCUGGGGCAUCUGGGGGUGGCAACUCUAAGACAAGAAAGAGGAAUAGACAUGGAGUACUAAAUGCUGUGAGUUGGGGGAUUUUGAUGCCUGUUGGUGCCAUCAUAGCCAGAUACUUGAAGGUGUCAAAAGCUGCGGACCCAGCAUGGUUUUACCUCCAUGUCACAUGCCAAUCCUCGGCCUAUAUCAUUGGCGUUGCCGGAUGGGCAACCGGUAUCAAACUCGGCAGCGAGUCGCCCGGCAUAACCUUCACCGCUCACAGGACAAUUGGCAUUAUCCUGUUCUGCCUCGGCACACUUCAGGUGUUUGCUUUGCUUCUAAGGCCCAAUAAGGACCACAAAUACAGAUUCUACUGGAACAUCUACCAUCACUCCAUGGGUUACACGGUGAUCAUCCUCAGCAUCAUCAACAUAUUCAAGGGGUUCGACAUCCUGGAUCCAGAGAAGAAGUGGAAGGACGCUUACAUUGGAGUGAUUGUGGCCUUGGGCUGCGUCGCGGUGGUUCUAGAGGCGUUCACUUGGUACGUGGUUCUGAAGAGGAGGAAAACGCAAGGUGGGUCGAAAUCGCCUCACGGCAUGAAUGGAUCGAAUGGUUAUAAUCACAAUGGAUAUGGCGCGAGGCCACACCAGGAGGCGUAGAAGAAUGAUCUAUGAGAUCGUGGCUGCGGGUCAUUUUUGGCCCUCCUUUCAUCUUUUCUUCUCUUUCGCUGUAUGGGUCUUAGACUUCACAGUGAUGCAUACUAUGUAAAUUUUAUACACUGAGUUACAUUCAGUUAUAUGUUAUGUUGUUGCGAGGAGUUUAGGACAUGGCAGUAAUUCUUUCAUAGCUUUUCUAGGAAUGUCUCCUCUGGAUUUCGGGUUUCCCCAAGUUUCCAGGGAGUAUGUACUUUACCGUGUUUAUUACUGAAUCCUCCAUGCCUUUUUUCUUUGCUUCUAA